GCCCUGCUGUGCGUACCAGACUCCGUCCUGGUGCAGCACGCAUCCCCGGAUCUCCACUUCAGGCUCCGUCCCACGGCCUGCUGCCUCCUGGAAGCCGUGGCACAUGGAAUGGACUGCGCGACCCAGCCCGACGAGAAGUCGGACCACUUCCUUCUCCGGCGUUUGGAGGAGGUGAUGGCCGAGCUGGCACCCUGCUUGAAG
This is a messenger RNA of Symbiodinium sp. CCMP2592, 201 nucleotides long. Lineage: Eukaryota; Dinophyceae; Suessiales; Symbiodiniaceae. The record is from the annotation of a GenBank genome assembly.